AUGGGGUUCCUCGGGGUAUACAAAGCGGUCUACGACUACCAGCCCCAAGGCGAAGGUGAAUUGGAACUUCGCGAAGGUGAUUUGCUUUACAUUCUUCAGAAAAGCGACGAAGACGAUUGGUGGAAAGCGAAGAAGAAGGCCGAACGGGAUGAUGAGGAUGAACCGGAGGGACUUGUACCGAAUAACUAUGUCGAGGAGGCUCCGGCCAUGAGCAAUGCAAAGGCAUUGUACGACUAUACACGUCAGACCGACGAAGAAGUCUCAUUCUCCGAGGAUGCGGAACUGAUGGUAUACGAUACUUCUGAUCCAGAUUGGACAUUAGUCGGGGUCAAUGGGGAUUUCGGCUUCGCCCCUGCAAACUACAUUGAGAUUCAGGAGGGCGCUACUCCCGUCGCUACCACCGCUACGCCUUCUCUCCCUUCUCCUGCUCCUGUCGAGCCGUCCGCUCCGGCCCUUCCGCAACGCCCGGUCGAGGUGCCGGCCGAGGAACCGGUCGCGCCCGCGUCUACUAGCUCUCCGAUUGACACAAUACAGAACCCAGCGGCAGCAGCAAUAGCAGAUAUCAUUCAUAAGCAGCAUGCAUCAUCCGUGGAGCCCGAACCCUCCAGGGAUAUCCCGCCGCCGCAGCCCCAGCGACCCUCUUAUCAACCAGAAGACAGCUAUCAGAGGGAACCCUCGCCGCCGCCUCCAGCGUUACCGCAGCGGCCUCCAUCGCAACAGCUCUCUCCUCCAGUGGAGCGGUACUCUCCGCCAGAACCCUCUCCUCCUCCACGCACUCAGUAUGCCGCGGUGAGGGAGCGGGAUAGCCAGGGCCACGUGCAGGAGUCUCCCCCAUAUAAUCGAAUCGGGCAGUCCACGCCUCGUUCCCCUUCUGGCUACCAUCUGUACAACAUCAAUGAAAUGGUUGAGGUUAUGGGCAAGAGGAAGAAGAUGCCAACGACAUUGGGAAUCAACAUCGCGACUGGAACCAUCUUUAUCUCACCAGAAGGGGACGGCGAUAUGCAAGAAUGGACUGCGGAUAGGCUCACCCAUUACUCUAUCGAAGGCAAGCAUGUCUUCCUCGACCUCGUCCGCCCCAGCAAAAGCAUUGAUUUUCAUGCUGGGGCCAAAGACACCGCUCGAGAGAUCGUUUCCGCGCUCGGUGAAAUUUCUGGAGCCUACCGUGCCGAGGGCCUGAAGGAAGUCAUUGCGGCUGGUGCAGGAGGCGGGGGCAAGAAGAAGGGUCAAAUACUGUAUGAUUUCAUGGCGCAAGGGGAUGACGAGGUUACUGUGGCUGCCGGCGAUGAGGUUGUCGUUCUGGACGACACCAAAUCUGAGGAAUGGUGGAUGGUGCGACGCAUGAAGAAUGGCAAAGAGGGCGUGGUACCAAGCAGCUACAUCGAGAUCACUGGCUUUGUUUCCAGUCAACCCACUGGCGUCGAGUCGGGCCUAUCAACGGUAGAAAGAAAUCGGCUCGAAGAGACGCGCCUGGCCAAGGAAGCGAUGCGGAAAUCGAGGACCGACUCGAUAGAUUCACGAACCUCUGAGGUAAGCUGCGCUGUUAAGCUACCCUAUCAAAAAAACAGUGCCUUGGUAAGAGAGGAUACUGAGAAUUUCAAGCAGCACAAAAAACGUGACAGCAAGAGCAACAACAAGCCGAAACCAGAUCCCGCCAAAACAAGACAGUGGACAGAUCGUACCAAGACUUUCACGGUCGAAGCGCAAUUUAUCGGCUUGCAAGAUGGGAAGAUCCACCUCCAUAAGACCAACGGAGUCAAGAUCGCUGUCCCCAUCCCCAAGAUGUCUGUUGAGGAUCUCGAAUACGUGGAAAAACUUACUGGCGUGUCUUUGGAUGAAGACAAGCCUCUGUCUGAUAUUCGCCGCCGAGCUCAAAAAUCCGAGCCGAAAUCCGAGGCUAGUCGCCCCGGUGCUUCAGUUGGGCCCGAGUACGAUUGGUUUGAUUUCUUCCUGAAAGCGGGAGUUGGACCUCAUCAAUGCGAGCGGUAUGCUCAGAACUUUAUCAAGGACUCCAUGGAUGAAGCGAUUCUACCGGACAUCACCUCUGAGACCCUGCGUACCCUUGGAUUGAAGGAGGGUGACAUUCUGCGGGUUAUGCGGCAUCUGGACAAUUUGUUCGGCAGAACUGGAUCCAAGUCCAAGCUGCGCAAUGUCAGCUUCGGCGGAGAAGAGGUCAUUAGCAAUGGGGAGGCUGGCUCUCCCGGCGGUCUUUUCUCCGGCCCAGGGGGUGUUUUACGCAACAACACCCGCAAGGGCAGGCCGGCACCCGCAGUCCAAGCUGGUGAUGUGGUCGAUCCGAAGGCCUUCGAGCAGAACGAGGACGCACCCAAACCUCAGGAGCGCACCGAAACACCACCCGCUUCUGCUGCAGUCGAGAAGCCGGUACAGCGUGGCUUUGAUGACGAUGCUUGGGAGGUGAAGCAACCUAAACACGGCGCGUCUUCGGCGCCACCUCCUUCAUCCCCACCUCCGGCCACAGCAACGGCCGCUACAACCCAAGCUCCAGUGCAAAAACAACUUACUGGAGCAAUGGCGGACCUAUCUCUACUGCAAGCACCUCUCCAGCCAACCCCUGCACAGCCGGCGCCCGCACCCACUCCUCAGGCCUCUCAAGCUCCGCCAGCGCCCCCUGCUAUCCAGCCACAGCCGACUGCAGUGCCUACGCCCCAGAUGCAGCCACAACAGACAGGUGCCACUCCUGGCUUUUUCAACCAAGUGGCACAAAUAGCACAGCAGCCUAUGCAGACGGGCGCCCAAACAUUUAGCCCUCAACAGACAGGAUUUCAGCAGGCAUCGAGGCAGCGUCCACAACCCCCUCAGAACAUGGCUCAGAGCUCACUCCUUCCGCCCCCUCCACAGAGACCGCUUUCCGCGCCACAGAACUUCCCUCAGCAGCCAAGUACUUUUGGUCCCCCUCCAUUGCAACCGCAGCUGACCGGUCUUCCUCAACCCGGCCCGCAGAUCGCCCCGCCUGGCCAGAGUAUGGCCGAAUUGAGUCAGCAACGUUUCAAUCCAUCGCUCCAACCGCAGCCGACCGGGUUCAUGCCGCAGAAUCAGUUUGCAGGCGGAUUGAUGCCACAGCCCACUGGGUUCCAGCCACAGUCACAAUUUGGCAUUCAGCAGCUACAGCAACAGCAGACUGGCUUCCAGGGUCUUGCACCGCAGCCGACAGGCUUCGGGGGCUUUCAACCCCAGCCACAGCAGCCAAUGCCGACAGGUAUUAACUCGAUUCUUCCUCCGGCUCUCCAACCCCAACCUACUGGCAUGAACGGUACGAGCAGUAUGCCUUAUACUGUAACCUCUCCGCCACCGAUACCCCCUAUUCCUCAACAGCCCACAGCUGCACCUUUGCAGCCACAGAAGACUGGACCAGCUCCUCCCGUACGAUUUGGGGUCAAGCAUGAUGCUCCCAAGAAGUUGGCUCCUCAGCCAACAGGUUUGCGGGCUAACCUUGCACAAGCUAUUGAAGCUUCCAUCCUCGCUCCAGGCUCUUCUACAGCUUUCCUAACAUUGUGCCCGUCGAGUAUAACAAUCUUCCUCUCAUAUCAGUUCGCCUCUGAUUCGGCUCACCUCGGAAUCCUAAGCUCCUCUCUCAAAGCACAACUCUCAACCACUUUGUCGCAGUAUCUGCGAAAGAACAACAUCACCACCGCCUCCAUUUCCCCCGCCACCACACACAUCGAGCCGGUCGUCCUCCCCCUCACCGACAUGGCCGUCCCCCGCGCAAUCCGUCAAGCCUUCCUGGCCAUCGAACAAGCCGAAGGGGCCGGCGCCCGCGUCCGCCGGUCCAUCGGCACCGCCAAACUCCGCAACUUUAGCCCCUUCCUCAUGCUGGACCACUUCACCAUCGGCCGCGGCGCAGGUUUCCCAGACCACCCACACCGCGGCCAGGAGACAAUCACCUACCUGCUCUCCGGCGGCGUCGACCACGAAGAUUUCGCGGGGAACAAGGGCACCAUCGGCCCCGGCGACCUGCAGUUCAUGACCGCCGGCCGCGGCAUCAUGCACGCCGAGAUGCCCCACGAGAAUCCCGACGGCAGCCCCAACGUCGGCAUGCAGCUGUGGGUCGAUCUGCCCAAGGAGCUGAAGAUGUGCGAGCCAAGGUACCGCGAUCUCCGCGCGAGCGAGAUCCCUGUCGCGGAGGUUGAUGGCGGCCGCGUCACUGUCAAGGUCAUCUCGGGCCAGUCGCAUGGUGUCGAUUCUGUGCGCGAUCUGGCAUACACGCCUGUCUGGCUGUUGGACGUGACGAUCCGGCCGGGCGGUCGGAUCUCCCAGCCGCUGCCGCAGGGUUGGAAUGCGUUUGCGUAUACGCUCUCCGGGACGACGGUCUUUGGCUCGAAUGACGCCACGCGGAUCGUCAAGGAGUUCCAUAAUGUGGUCUUUGACCGGGCGGGUGAUUAUGUCGAGGCGUCGGUCCCGGAUAAUGCCGAGUCAGAGUCUCGCUUCAUCCUUGUGGCGGGCCAGCCUCUGGAUCAGAAGGUCGUGCAGUACGGGCCUUUUGUUCUCACAAGCCAGGAGGAGGUCUACCAGGCCAUGCUCGACUACCAGACCGCGUCGAAUGGAUUCGAGCGAGUCCGUGGGUGGGAGAGUGAGAUCGGCAAAAGAAUGACCCGCUAG
Aspergillus thermomutatus is the source of this 4614-nucleotide messenger RNA. RefSeq names its product cytoskeletal protein-binding protein SLA1. NCBI's taxonomy places the organism in Eukaryota, Fungi, Ascomycota, Eurotiomycetes, Eurotiales, Aspergillaceae. The transcript is spliced from 5 exons. The coding region runs from base 1 to 4614 and encodes 1537 amino acids. The record is from RefSeq and is a predicted model, not a curated record. Gene Ontology annotation, molecular function: identical protein binding; protein-macromolecule adaptor activity; ubiquitin binding.